Panicum hallii is the source of this 465-nucleotide messenger RNA. RefSeq names its product cilia- and flagella-associated protein 91-like. The transcript has a single exon. Bases 1 to 465 code for a protein of 154 amino acids. Lineage: Eukaryota; Viridiplantae; Streptophyta; Magnoliopsida; Poales; Poaceae. The record is from RefSeq and is a predicted model, not a curated record.
AUGGCCAGCAGCUCGAGGUCUGCGUCGGCGCUGUCGUCAGCACAGACGGAGCUGCUGGCGUUGCUGCGCAGAGCAUCGGCCUCUGCUGCCGCCGCACGUGCUGCAGCCGCCGCUGCUUCUGCCUCCACCUCCGCUCUAGCUGCAGCCAGCUCCGCUGCUGCCAGCCUCGACGCCCUUGCCGCUGCAGCAGCGGUCUCUGCUGCUGCCCGCUCGCGCUCCUCCGCUGCAGCGAAUUCGGCCUCAUGCUGGCGCCGGCCGUUCGAGGCGACCGAGUGCCGAGAGUGUCCUGCGGACAUGGCGCGCUGCUGGGGGGUUGCUGCUGCUGCUGCGUGGAGUGGAUCCUCCAUCAGACAAGCUACUGCUUGUCCGUACAGAGGAAGGGGGUUGAGCAGGAGCAGCCGGAACCGCUGCUGCUGCCACUUCUACUACGGGCAGGGGCUGCUGCGAGGCUAUGGAAGGGGAUGA